Arabidopsis thaliana (thale cress) is the source of this 1036-nucleotide messenger RNA. Its product is annotated as phenazine biosynthesis PhzC/PhzF family protein. The record is from RefSeq and is marked reviewed. Bases 44 to 964 code for a protein of 306 amino acids. Gene Ontology annotation, molecular function: catalytic activity. The transcript is spliced from 6 exons. NCBI's taxonomy places the organism in Eukaryota, Viridiplantae, Streptophyta, Magnoliopsida, Brassicales, Brassicaceae.
AUUGUUUCCAGAUAAGUAGAUUUCAAUAGGAAGAAGAGGAGCUAUGGCCAUGCUCGUGAAGAAACCUGUGAAGUACUUCAUGGUUGAUGCAUUCACUGAGUCAGCCUUCAAGGGGAACCAAGCUGCAGUGUGUUUUCUUGAAGAGGAUCAUGAGAGAGACGACGUGUGGCUUCAGUCUAUGGCCUCUGAGUUUGACCUUCCAUUGACGUGUUUUCUUAUUCCCAUCCCCGGCUCCGAACCACCACGUUUCCUUCUGAGGUGGUUCACGGCUGUAGCCGAGAUGGAUAUAUGUGGUCAUGCAACACUAGCAUCAGCUCAUAGUAUCUUCUCAAACAGUUUGGUUGGUUCAUCUGACACUGUCGAAUUUUCCACCAACUCGGGGAUUCUAACCGCUAAAAGGCUGUCUGAUUGUGACUCUAAAAGAUCUUUCUUGAUCGAAAUGAAUUUCCCUGUGAUUACAACUUGUGAGUACAGCUCCAAGGAUGUCUCCAUCUUCUCUAAAGCCUUGAAUGGAGCUACCAUUGUCGAUGUUCGAGAAACUAAAACUGAUAGACUCAUCUUUAAACCCUUGAUAGGAGCUUUCAAAACAACUUCAACAGACCAAAUCAUCGUUGUGCUUUCAUCUUGGGAAUCUGUCAUUGAAUUUCAGCCAAGAGUGGAUGAUAUCGUGAAAUGCCCUGGCAAAGUGAUGAUUGUUACCGCUGCUGCUCCUCAAGGAUCUCCUUUUGACUUCUGCAGUCGACUCUUUGCUCCUAAACUAGGGCUCAAUGAGGACUCUGUAUGUGGAAGUGCACAUUGUUCAUUAGCACAUUACUGGAGCCUCAAGAUGAACAAGUGUGAUUUCGUCGCUUUUGCGGCUUCGCAAAGAAGUGGAACACUCAAGGUUCAUUAUGAUAAGGAGAAGCAGAGAGUCUUGCUUACCGGGAAAGCUGUGACUGUCAUGAAAGGCUCUAUCUUAGUUUAAUCUUUCGACUCUUUGCCAAAGUCUUGAAAAAUAAGGUCAAGAUUUUGAUUUCUCGAACUCCCCACGUUUUAU